Messenger RNA from Debaryomyces fabryi, 765 nucleotides. RefSeq lists its product as uncharacterized. Bases 1 to 765 code for a protein of 254 amino acids. The record is from RefSeq and is a predicted model, not a curated record. Lineage: Eukaryota; Fungi; Ascomycota; Pichiomycetes; Serinales; Debaryomycetaceae. Gene Ontology annotation, cellular component: membrane. The transcript has a single exon.
AUGAAUCAUUAUACUACAUUACCUACUAGCGAGCCACCAACAUACGAACAAGAGCAAAGUCCCAGGGUCGAAGGGGAUAAUAUACCUGAUGAUUUCAAGUAUUCCGUGGAUGUUGCAUCCUGUGAAUUACCAAUCCGUCAAUUGUUCAUUAGAAAGGUAUAUACAUUGUUGUCAAUUCAAAUAUUUGGUACAGUGUUAGUCGGGCUUAUCAUUCGUUCGAAUAGUUCUAUUCAAACAUGGUGCUUUAACAACAUGUGGCUUUUCUUUGUCUCACUUAUUGGUUCAAUCGGGUUCAUGAUUGCCACUCACAUUAAGGCUAGGUCAUAUCCAAGCAACCUAUUAUUAUUGGGUGGGUUCACUUUAUGUGAAGCCUAUGGAGUUGGAGUUGCCUGUGCAGCAAUUGAGUCGCAAGUAGUGGUACAGGCAUUGUUGAUAACAUUUGUUAUUUUCAUUGGGUUAACAUUAUUUGCUUUCCAAACUAAAUAUGAUUUUAUAAGUUGGCAAGGAACUGUCAUGAUGGCUACAUGGGUAUUAAUUGGCUGGGGAUUCAUCUUUAUGGUUUUCCCAAACCACUCAUCGGGCAUGGAAAUGUUGUAUUCCGGAUUGGGGGCUAUAAUAUUCAGCAUUUAUAUCAUUAUAGACACCCAGAGGAUUAUGAAGACAGUCCACUUGGAUGACGAAGUCCCAGCAACUCUUUCGUUAUACUUGGACAUCUUAAAUUUAUUCUUAUUCGUUUUACGUAUUUUGAAUAACAGAAAUGAUUAA